AUGCCACUUGAUCCAGACAAAAUUGAUGAUUUAAAUAAAACUCUUUUUGUUCAUAUACAACUACCCAAUGUACCAAGACCGUCAUUUAUCUGGAAUUAUUUUGGACAUUUAUACAAAAAUCCAAGGAAAGCAUUAGAUCUCGACCGAAUUUAUUGCAAAGUGUGCUUUGAAAACAUAAAGGAAGAAUAUCCUGAUACAAGUUUUUCUUCAGUUCGAAGACAAAUUGGCACUUAUAGUGCAACAAGCGGUACAAGAAAUAUGCGAAACCAUUUGUUGGCAAUGCAUCAAAUAACAGAAGCACAAGCAAUAAAGAAAACAAAUAAACAUAUUGUUUCAAUGUUUGCACGUAACCGUGACACAACAAGUUCUUCACAACUGAAAGAAAAACUCGGGCAUCAAUUGAGUUUAAUGUGUUGUAAAGAUCUUCUUCCAUUUUCAAUUGUUGAAAAUGAAGGUUUCCAAGAGUUUUUAAUCUCUAACAAAAUCGUUAAUACAAAAUACGAUAUUCCAUCACGAACUACUUUAUCACCUCUGAAUCUUAAUAAAAUUUAUAAUGUAUGUGUUGAUAAAACAAACGAACAAAUAAAGUCAUCAACAAACUAUCCGACCAUAACAUGUGAUGCAUGGUCCGACAAUUUAAGAACACAACCGUUUAAUGAAGCUCAUAAAGGUGAAUCAAUACAAGAUCUUGUAUCGAACGUUUUAAAUGAAUUUGGCAUAAACCCAAAUAAUGUAAUUGUAGUGUUAGAUAAAGGUUCAAAUAUGCGAAAAGGGUGGAGAUUGUUAAAUGUCAUUCAUAUAUUUUGUGCUGGUCAUGGGAUUCACAAUUUGUUAAUGAAGGAUUGUUUUCAUAAUAUGCAUUACGUUUCAGAAAUCUUAGAUAAAGUUCAACCAAUUAGUAACAAGCUUCGUUAUCGUCAACAUGAACUUGAAAAUGAAUAUUUUCGAUCGAAUGAAAAUCGUUUUAAUGAUUUGCUUUCAUCCAUUGAUAAAGCUGGUGAAAUCAUAGAUGCAGAUUUAGCUUCAACACAUAUUGAUGCUGAUGAUACACAAGUAUUGAAUGAAAAACUUCAAAAUGAUAAUUUAGAAGCAUUGUGGUUAUCAGAUGAUUUAAAAUUCAGGUCAAAUGCUUGCGAAAACACAUAUAAGUCCAACUGUUCUGCAUUGAUCAAUAACAAUAAUGGUUUCAAAAGAUUUCACACUUUGAAAAAACGUAUUGUAACACGUUGGAACACAGUUUUGGUUAUGCUUUGUUCCUAUGCCGAUAACAUACCUGGUAUUGAAGUUAUACUCGGUCGAUUAAAACAGUUCGACUUAAUAUUAACUGCUGCUGAAAAUGAAAUUGUUCGUGAUUUAAUUCAAUUUCUUUCUCUAUGUGAAUCAACAACUACUAUUCUAUCAGCAUCAAAAUCUUAUCCAACUAUCAGUUUAGGCUUACUGUUAAGAAUAGAAAUUGAAUCUUUGCUGCACAAUGAUGGAUUGGAGUCAUUAGUUAUCCAAGAUUUAAAGUUUUUAAUGUCAGCAAACUUGGAUAAUCGAUUUCCAGUGACUUCUCUGUAUAUUUGUGCAUUUUUACUUGAUCCAUCUCAAUUAAAAAUCGAUAUAAGUCGUUAUGUAACUCAAUGUCAUACAACAAAAGAAUUAAUAUUAUCUGAAAUGAUCAAACAGUUCAAAAUCAAUCAUUUUACACAAGCAUUUGCAACAAACAAUGUAUCAACAUCAUCACCAUCACAAUCGCGUUCAUCAAUAACCACAACAAAAACAGCGACAUUGCACUCAAAUUCAACAACAAUAGCAUCAUCUACUUCAAUGAAACGCUAUUUGUCAGUGGAAAGUUUAAAUUCACCGGUAAAACACUUGAAAAAACUUAAAGAAAACUUGAUUCAGAAACACAAACCACCAUCAACAUCUGAUUUUGAUCCUAUUCUGGACGAAAUACAAAAUUAUUUACAAUUAGAUAUUAGUUGUGAUGAUGUGCUUAAAUUUUGGCAAUCAUCAGGAAAUGCAUUCCCUCAUCUAUUGUCCAUUUCCGACAUAAAUGUUUGUGGGCAUUUUUCGAAUGACUUCAUAAUAACAAGAGAUGAAGAGCUGAUAUUUUAACAUUAUCUAGAGUCAAGGUUGCUCUAUCUUUUCAUAAAGUCGAUGAAACAUUUCAGUCAUCUUUCCUUCUGUAUAUACUAUGAGUUUUGAAGAUGAACCAAAUCUGACAUAAAUACAAUAUGCGUUUUUGAUUAUAAUACAGUGGAUAGAUAGCCUGUCUGCAUCUCUAUCGAUCCACACAAGGUCGAGGCCGAUAGCUGUUUUCGUUCCAAAACUACAACGAUUUUUGCUGAAGGCUAGUAACCAGUUUUUUUCAAAAUUUGAGUGGAUAAAAAAUAUUUUCUUCUGUAAUGUUUAGUAGUCUUUGAUUUCGUCACAUGAUUUAUGAACAUUCAGAGUCGUUUUUCACCUAGAAUAUAAUCAAAAAAAAUCCAAGUAUAAUUUUUGA
Messenger RNA from Rotaria sp. Silwood1, 2488 nucleotides. NCBI's taxonomy places the organism in Eukaryota, Metazoa, Rotifera, Eurotatoria, Philodinida, Philodinidae. The record is from the annotation of a GenBank genome assembly.